CUAUUUGAAUGGAAAAAGUGUAUCUAGAAUUACCUGAUGUCUGACAAUGUACCUUUUUGAUUCUUUAGCCCUGCCCAGAGUGAGUGGACUUUGGAAACCUAUGAGGAAUCCACCAGUGAAAUCCCUGUCCAGAGUGAACGGACAUCGGAAAACUAUGAGGAUUUCACCACUGGAAUAAAUGGCCUGACAGAAGUGAAAUCAGAUGGCUAUGAUUUCACUCACCAGUAAAUUCCCUGGCCAGAGUGAAUGGACAGCCCCGUCUACCGAAGAACUCUGCGAAGUGAUCACUUCUGUGACUGAAUUUAAACUGGACAUGGAUGAGGAAAUCACCAGCAAAUUCCCUGGCCAGAGUGAAUGGACAGCCCCAUCUACUGAGGGACUCUGCGAAGUGAUCACUUCUGUGACUGAAUUGAAAUCGGACAUGGAUGAGGAAAUCACCAGCAAAUUCCCUGGCCAGAGUGAACGGACAGCCCCAUCUACCGAAGAACUCUCCGAAGUGAUCACUUCCGUGACUGAAUUGAAACUGGACAUGGAUGAGGAAAUCACCAGCAAAUUCCCUGGCCAGAGUGAACGGACAGCCCCAUCUACCGAAGGACUCUCCGAAGUGAUCACUUCCGUGACUGAAUUGAAACUGGACAUGGAUGAGGAAAUCACCAGCAAAUUCCCUGGCCAGAGUGAACGGACAGCCCCAUCUACCGAAGGACUCUGCGAAGUGAUCACUUCCGUGACUGAAUUGAAACAGGACAUGGAUGAGGAAAUCACCAGCAAAUUUCCUGGCCAGAGUGAAUGGACAGCCCCAUCUACUGAAGGACUCUCCGAAGUGAUUACUACUACCAUGAGUGAAUUUACAUCGGGAACUUCUGAUGGAAUCUCCAAGGAAAUUAUAAUGGAACGACUCUCCAGGUUCCAUGAUGAAGAUACUGAAGACAGUCUCUUUCUCAAUUCAAAUGACAGCAUUAUUAGUAGAAUUUUGUACUCACUGGUAUCAUCACUCACGUUCAGAAUAUUUGGAAUUAUGCUCGUCUUUGUGGAUCUGUCUCUCAUCAUUACAGACCUGAUUGUCGCUAAUAGCACAACAUAUAUUCCUUUGGAAUAUCAUUCAAUUUCUUUAGCUAUUGCUUUAUUUUUUUUGACGGAUGUUCUUCUUCGAGCAUAUGUAGAAGGGAUAAAAUACUAUUUUUCUGAUGCACUUAACUUUUUGGAUGCUGUCAUUAUUGUAAUGACUCUAUUGAUUGAUAUUAUUUAUAUGUUUUUUGACUUUAAGUCUCUUCAAACUACCCCCAGAUUGACAAUUUUCUUUCGACCUCUACGACUUGUCAUUCUUGUAAGAGUUUUUCAUCUGGCUCAUCAAAAGAGACAUCUUGAACAGCUGGCCAGAAGGAUGGUUUCAGGAAACAAACGGCGGUACAGGAAGGAUGGAUUUGACCUAGACCUCACUUAUAUUACCGAGCGUAUCAUUGGCAUGUCAUUCCCAUCUUCAGGAAAGGAGUCUUUCUAUAGGAAUCCCAUUGAGGAAGUUGUGCGGUUCUUAGAUACCAAACAUCGAGAACACUAUCAAGUCUACAAACUAUGCAGUGAAAGAGCUUAUAAUCCUAUACAUGACAGGAUCCAGCGAAUCAAGAUUGAUGAUCACAAUGUCCCCAGUCUAAGUGAGAUGGUGGCAUUCGCCAAGGAAGUGGAUGAGUGGAUGUCUCAAGAUGACGAAAACAUCAUAGUGAUUCUCAAGAUGACGAAAUAUCGCACUGUAAGGGAGGCAAAGGGGUUUUUCAUAAAUAGUUUUGAUGAUAUUGAGAGUAGAUACGUUGGAUAUUUUGCAGAUGUGAAAAAUAUCUACAACAUGACUCUCCCUCCAAGAAAAACAGUCAAGAUUGAAAAAAUUGUUAUUCAUUCAAUUCAUGGUGUAGGAAAAGGCAAUGGCACUGAUCUCAAAAUACAAAUAGUAAUGCAGAGCCAGAUCAUCUUUUUCGGCUCUGCUUGCAAAAACUGUCAGGUAAGAGAUAGCAUGCAAACUGGAAAUUCUGGUGUUUGUUUCAAAUCUCAAUGUCAAACCAGCAUGUUCAGUGUUAGCAGUGUCCCAAGUGACUCUGCCUCCGAUGUCCUAUGGGACUGCACUGAGAGAAGUAACUCAAGAGUGGCCGGAAGGGGACAUAUAUACCUCUUUCCCCUAAGCGAUGGGACCUACUCCCUGAAGCAUCCCCUGAGUCUGCACCUUCUUUGGUAUUUUGCACAGACUCUCCUUAGUGUGGUGCCCCAACAUUGGCCAUCCCAGAUGUUACCAAGCCCUUCCACUUGUAUGUGCCAACUGAGGCACAGGAGAGGGACUAAGACUAACCCUGGUUGGCCUUCUGUGCUUGAAACAUGUUUCUUCUUUCCUAGGCUUUACCUUCCACGGAACCAACUGGAUAAUCCACAUAAAAAAAAAACCUGGAACAUCUACCGUGAGGACUUUGCAGUUGAACUUUAUUUUAAAGAAGUGGGAUAGUAGGAUCCUGUUCCCCACAAUCCCUGCCACACAUUUAGGUCUCCUAACCCUCCUUCCUUGCAUGUAUACUUACAGUACAUUUACCUACACAUUUUUGACACCUUAAGUAUAUACAUUAUAAAAGGUUAGUGGUCCUUUUUCUUUCCUGAAGGAGGUAUGCCAGGGUUGAGAGAACUACUGUUCCUGGGGACUGUGUGCCAAAGUUAAGAGUUUAAAAGAACUUUCAUAUCAAAAUAACAUUUAAAAUGAUUCCUCACAAUAUUGCGUGAGGUUUAUUAUGUAUUUUUGGGUAAGUAGUCCCUGCUUUCACAUGUGUAAUGUCAGAUUAAAGAGGUCAUUUCUAAGCUAUUUAACAAACCUCCGACUGGCACCAGUACGAGGCUUGAGCCCAUAGGACUGUUCCUAUAAACAGUCCCCGCUGAGCUUGUGAUACAAGCUUCAGUUACACAGGCAGUCCUUGGAGGACAAGAGAAUCUGGGUAAACAUAAGCAGACGUUACAGUAGAUUCUUUCUCUUUGUAACAUCACUGUGAAGUCAAAGGAAAUGUCUGCCUAGAGAAAUCUAGAUGAUUUUAAAGUACAGCCCCUGACACAGACUCUGCUCCCAGCCAAUUUCAUUUAAAUGUAGGGAACUCUGUGAAGAUCAUCUUUUCACUAUAAACACUGGUUAGUCCAGUGUCCACAGGGAAUCCUAUUCUCUUCAUUGCUGGAUGUUGUUUUAUUUUAAGUACCUUAACGUCAUUAUGUAUAUGUUUAUAUAUUUAUAUAUUAUAUAAAUAAAAUGUCCUUAUUUAUGAACAUGCCUGGAUGCAGGUGCUCUUUUUCCCUCCAAAUAGCCCUCAAAGGGUCUCAGCUACCAGUGCAACAGCCCAUCUAAAGGCUCUUUAGGAAAAGCUCUGACUACAUUACUUGCUAUAAUUCGUGUUACAGAAACACAUGUUGCCGCUAAACAGUUGUACUGUUCCCUUGAACAUGCAUGCAGCCAUAAGCCAGAGGGGCAGACCAGGUGGCAGACUUAGGUAAAUGGGGGUGGUGGUGGUGGUGGUGGUAGAUACUUAGCUGGCACUAAGGAAGAAAACCCCAAUACUCAAGACUUGCUUUUUGAAAGAAGAUUAUAGUUAGGGUUCCUCUUCCCUAACCCUCCAAGAUGCAUCCAAAUUCCUGGCCACUGAGUUGCUACACUCUUGUGCUUUUGCUCACAUAAAGAGAAUUUACAGGCUUGCCUCCUU
This is a messenger RNA of Mustela erminea (ermine), 3710 nucleotides long. RefSeq names its product phosphatidylinositol 3,4,5-trisphosphate 3-phosphatase TPTE2-like. Gene Ontology annotation, molecular function: phosphatidylinositol-3,4,5-trisphosphate 3-phosphatase activity. NCBI's taxonomy places the organism in Eukaryota, Metazoa, Chordata, Mammalia, Carnivora, Mustelidae. Gene Ontology annotation, cellular component: cytosol. The record is from RefSeq and is a predicted model, not a curated record. Gene Ontology annotation, biological process: dephosphorylation.